Molecule: messenger RNA, 11029 nt
Organism: Porites lobata
Lineage: Eukaryota; Metazoa; Cnidaria; Anthozoa; Scleractinia; Poritidae
Source: the annotation of a GenBank genome assembly
CGUGUUCCAAUAUGGCGGACGGCGAAGAACUUUUGAUCAUCAAAGGCAACAGAAUAGUUCUUCCUGAUUGCAUUUCUUCUGGAUCCAUCAGCGUGAAGAAUGGAAGAAUCGUUGGUAUAGAAAAAGGACUUCACAGAAAUGAUAGGACCUUAGAAGCCAAGGUGAAAUUUUUUAUCGAAGCUGUAAAAGAAUACUGCUCGAUCCCUAUUUAUUUUAAACGUUGCAACCACUGAGUUUGAAGAAGUGCUAUUUGCGGACACUGUUUUUAAUGUUUCCUAGUAAUGAAGGGACUGUCAUUUCUUUGUGUAAAUAGUUAUCCGAGACACAAAGAUCAAGCGGUUUGUAGAGCAGAGUGUUGUCACUUCUUUCUCUGUUGGUUUAAUUAAAUUUAAAAGAUGCUGAGAGUUGAGAGUUUGUCCAAGUUUAAGGUAAACUUGCAACUCUGGAGGAGAAGGGGAGAGCCUGGGCUUGUAAAAUCCUGCUACUGACCAAGCUAACCAUGUUUUGUUUAGGAUGGGAAGCAGGGGGAGGGGGAGGGGGGUGCAGUGGUUGAGGGAUACUGUUGUAAUAUAGGGGUGUGCAGUGUGCCACCCCAACGAGUAUGAUUUUUGAGUUCUUUUGGUCUGAAAAUGGGUAUAGGUUUUGCCCAUUAUGGUCUGAAAUUGAAUAUAAGUUUUCAAUGGGACUACAAAAUUGUAUGAACAUAUUUUUCUUUUGAACUCUAAGUGCAUGAGAGGAAGAACAGCCAGUUUGUCUAAUACUGCUAAAAGUACUGCAAAUUUUUCUGUCAAAAAUGUGUCCUAUUAUUUGUAGAAAAAAACAUUGUUAUUGGACAAUUUAACAGAAAGAUAAUUAUGGUGAAUUCAAAAUUUUGAUAGCCAAAAUACUGAAGGGGUGCCCCAAAAGGGAAGCGGGAUUCAAAAUCGUAAUUGUGAAGCUUCACAAAUUAAAAAAACACAACGUUUCCUCGAAGUUUUUUUUCCUUUUGAAAGGGUAAAUUCGCAUGAAAGAGCUCAGCUUGCACAACUCUUGCUACUGAUGCCAGGCUUGAAAACCGCUCGCUUCCUGAAUUGUUUUCCUGGAAUUCUAAACAUUCUGCCUUUAGAAGUCAAAAUAUUUAUCAAGGUCUGAAAAUUGGGUUAAAUUACCUUUGUGCAUGAUGGCAUGUCUUGGAUUUAGAGAACCCGCGAUUUUUGGGCCCGGAUCUACAGGUUGUUCAAAAGAUGGAUAGCACUAUCCAUUGGAUACAUUGCUUUAUCCAUUGGAUAAGUCUUGGAUUUAGAGAACUGGCCCCGGUUGUUCAAAAGAUGGAUAGCACUAUCCAUUGGAUACAUUGCUAUCCAUUGGAUAAGUAUUAGGGAAACCAAUUGCGCUAUCCUGUGGAUAGCACCAUCCACCUUUUGAACAACUGGUGCCUGGGCUUCACAGCCAGGGACCAUUCUUAGGAGUGCCCCCGGGAAGGCUAAGCCCCCCGGGCCUUACAAAAGGCCUAAUUGCCCCAUUUAAGGUAAUCCGGAUUUUGGAAUCCGUGAAAUUCUUGCUUGUGGAAUCUGGAAUCCUGGGCUUUGGAAUCUGGAAUUCAGGUCAAGAAAUCAAGAAUCCUACUUACAACUGGAAUCCAGAAUCCCAAUUCCACUUACAAAGACUGGAAUCCAGUACCUGAAAUCUAGAAUCCAUGGCAAGGAAUACAGAAUCCAACACUGUCUUGGAUUCCCUUUUAUGGGGUGAAACUGUAGUUCUAAUCCAUUAUAAUUGAGACUGCUGUACUUGCUAUUGAAAUGGAGUCACCAUGCAGUUUUCUUAUGUGAUUAUCUCUCAGGUGCUAGAUGCAGGAGAUCUUGUUAUCAUGCCAGGUGUUGUUGACAGUCAUGUCCAUGUCAACGAACCUGGUAGAACAGACUGGGAAGGCUUUGCAACUGCUACCCAAGCAGCAGCCGCUGGAGGAAUCACUACCAUUGUAGAUAUGCCUCUGUGAGUCUUUAUAAUCAUAACAAUAAUAAGUUCUUUAUUUACCCUCAGUAGUAUUUAUAAAUCAAAUUCAAGUAGGGCUCACCAGAUGACUGAAACAAAUCAAAACUCAAACAGGGUUAAGAAUCCCAACUGGCUGGAGGCAAACCAAUUGGCUAUUUACAAGUGUGGCUCAGGAGCCGAACUCAGGACUACUGUGAACCAAUGGCGUCCAACAUCAAUAUUCUCCUAACACUAUCCAUACAUUGUUAAGAGAUUAGGUUAUGAGAAUUAAUAAAAUGAUCACCAAAGAGAAAAUACCUUGAUCUUUUACCAAAUUCUCUUAACUCAUUCUCUAAGGAAAUGUAUGAAGACCAGUUUGGAGAAUUUGUAUGUGGAUAUUGGGACUUAAAGGGUUAAAUGUACAGCAAGUGGUCAAAGCUGUGCUUGAACUUGUGGCCUCCAAAUUGUGAGUCCUGGGCUUUAACCCUUUAAGUCCCAAUGGUGACCAACAUCAAUUUUCUCCUAAAGAUAUCCAUACAUUGUCAAGAGAUUAGGUUAUGAGAAUUGAUAAAAUGAUCACCAAAGAGAAAAUGCAUUGAUCUUUUAUGAAAUUCUCUCAACUUAUUCUUUAAGAAAAUGUAUAGAGAUCACUUUGGAGAAUUUGUAUGUGGAUAUUGGCACUUAAAGGGUUAACCCUUUGGCCAUGCUUUCAACCCUUUCAUCACUUGAGUGAAUGAUGGAAUGUCUUAAAGUGGCUAACAACUUUUCAGUCAGAGGAUGAAUUCCUACACUGUGACCUUUCAAAAUCUGAAACCUCUUUGAGGAGUAAAAAAACUUUGAGACUCUGUGAGACAGCAAGACCCGGGUUUCAAAAUUAAAGACCAAGACUUGAGCAUUUUUCAUCAAUUAUUCUGUGCCCGAGAAUUAUUUCUAAAAAUUCUGAGCCUGCAGGUUCUAAGGCCAAAAAUUUCGUGGUAAUGGUACAAAUGAAAGUAAGAAAAAUGACUGGAAAUGCCAAUAGAAGCUAGUAAAACAAACAAAAAAAACAAAGUUAAACUUGUCAAUAUUUUGUAUGGCCCAGUACCUUGGAGUGAAGUAACAGGUCACCAAGGAACAAAGCAACAUGAACCUGUAACUGUAGGAUUGCAUUUGCAUUUUGAUAAAAGGGAGUUAAUCCAUUCACUCCUCGGCAAGUACAAAAUGCAGGUCACAGGUCACAGGUCACAAGUGCAGGUUAGAGUACAGGGUCACCCUGCUGCGGUAAAUACCACUAAAAGAACAAGGAACACUAAAUUGUGUUUCUGACCCCUAAUCGCAAUCCAAGACUGAGUAUUAGCUUAAGGGGAAACUACUUAUCUUGGUUAUCUAUCGAUAGAACAGUGACCUGUGCUCAUGACCUGCGACCUGUGUUUUGUACCUGCCAUUCACUCCUGGACUGAAAAAGGUGGCGAAAUGAUUUGUCACUCUAUGUUAAAACUGUGGAUGAAUUCCAGUGGAAUUACCAUCUUCUUGUGAAAACUGUACCACAGAACUUUUGCUUUAAACUAUUUAUAUUUUGUAACAGUUGACCUGAAAGAAUGUUGUCUUGUCAUUUUGAAGGAAUUCCAUCCCACCUACCACCACACUGGAUGGAUUUUACACUAAACUAAAAAGUGCCAGGAAUAAGUGUUGGACAGAUGUUGCUUUCUGGGGUGGAGUAGUACCUGGAAAUCAGGUGUGUAUCCAUUUUUUGGACCUAGUUAUACCUACCCUUUUUAUGCCCCAAGUACAAGGCAUUUAGGCCAUUAAACUCAUCGGCAAGAUUAGCUUGGGAGCGAGUGCCUUAAAGGUGGAAGGGCCCGUGUAGCGCAAAAGGGGAGCAUUGCCUUGGAGGUAACCAUGGCAACCCUGAGAUAUGCAAUCACAUGUCAGCCCCUGCAGACCAAGAAGCCACCCUGCACAAGCCUGCCUGCCUGCCUGGGGCUCAACCGCUGAACUGCUGGCAUUGUCUUGAGGUGAACCUUGCCUAAUUAAAUUACAAUUUAGCCUCAUUAACUCAAGAGAGGGGUGGUAAGGAUCUGUAAUUUAGAGCAUGGAGUCUUCGAGAAAAUGUCAGGCUGAUAUGAUUUUUAUUGAAUGGCUCUCUUUCUGUCGAACAAAAAAUAGGCAUAUUAAAAAGGAUUUGCCUGGUCUUUAAAAUGUAUAUUUUAUUGGGACAAACAAAAAGGGCAGUUGACCACAUUUUGUUGGAGUUUUUUGUGGAACUAUAUUGCACUAGUAUGUGGGCUGAAUUUAAGAAUAAGAAAAGAUCUUACUUGUCAGAACAGUAAGUCAAGGACCAAAAAUUAAGCAAUGACAGAGUCAGAAAUGGCUUUUAUAGCUAUGUAAUGAAUAAAAAAAAGUUAUGUGUACUUUUUGUUGGUAAAUAAACUGACAGUUUUUGUUGGUUUUCUUCUCCUCCUUUAGGCUGAAAUCAAACCCAUGGUGAAUGCCGGAAUCAAGGGUUUCAAAUGCUUCCUAAUACACAGUGGAGUUGAUGAAUUCCCUUGUGUUGCAGGGAAUGAUGUCAGACUGGCAAUGAAACAAAUGCAGGGAACAGAUGCUGUGUUUCUGGUAUGUAGUCUAGCUAGUAACAAAGUGGGCAUUUGGCAAGGGGUUUGGGAGAUGACUGCCAUUUGAUGGGAGCCAGGAAACGAGUUGCAAAAAUUGGAAUGAAAGCUGUUAUGUUGCCAUAGUGCUAAUUUUAGGCCAUGUAUUAGGUUAAAACUCUUCAGUGUGGGUUCUGAUAGUCUCGUGGUUAACCUACCAAUCAUUGGAUCCAGUAGGUUCAGUUUUUAGCCUAACCAUUGGGUUAUUUUGAGAGUCUGUGCCAGAGGCAAGAGAUUUGCUUCACUGUGUCUCUCUGCACAGAGGUGUGUAAAUGGGUACCCCUCCCCCAGGGGCAGGUGUAUAAAUGGGUAUCCCUCUCCCAGGGGCAGUUUUUUUUAAUAUCUGUCCCUCCCCUGGGGGAGCUGUGAUACUUCUUGGUGCUUCUUACUGCAGACAACAAAAUAGUCCAGGAGCGUAGCUACCUUUACCCAUGUAGUGUACGCAUGUGCUUAACUGAAAAAAUGUUAAAGGAAAAUAAAGACAAAACAACAUGUAGGUCAUGGUAGGAGGAAGCACAGUGAAGAACGUUGAUUGGCAAACUAAAUGCUGGUGCUAGUAUUGACAGAAGAUUGGAAAUUAGGGGACCAAGUAGAAAGAGCAAAUGCAUAGAGCGGCAUUUUGCGCGGAGCCUUCGACGUAUUUUACCUUUCAACAAGUAUCGUACCUUUACCUUUACCUCUAACAAAACAUGUAUCACAAUCCCCUUAAAAACAUAAACUAACUCGUCUUAAUUUAUUAUUCCAACUUAGUUUCAUGCUGAAGUUGAGCUGCCUGCAGAGGCAGAGAGCACCAGCAAAGGUAGGCAAAGCCUAGACAUUUAUUUUUGAAAGGUCAUUAUUUAUAUUUCUAAAUAUUGUAAUUUUAUGUACUGUAAUAAUAGACGUAGGUUUAGUGAUUGUUUUUGACUCAUGUCAUGUUCCGGCUGUGUACUUAACAGACCCUGCUAAAUACAAUACAUUCCUACAGUCACGGCCUGAAGCCAUGGAAAACCAAGCGAUUGAACUGGUGAUUAAACUAUGUACAGAAUAUAGGUCAGUUUUUUAAUUGAUUGCAAGUACUCCUUUUUAUAUAAUAAUGAUAUAUAGAACAAAUCUACCUGUCCAUGCGUUAAUUCAAACCACUAUGGUACCAGAGGCCCAAAACGUAAAUUGUUCAACAUGUAAGACCGUUUUCAUUUCUAGCCUUUCUUCAUUGUGGGAUAUUUGCACGCUUUAUGGUGAAUAAUGGAGCUCUGCUAUUGGUGGGAACAUAGUAAUAUGAAAAAUAAUGUAAUAGAAUAGUUGAAUGAAUUUGCGUUCAUUGAUUUCAGGGGUCAAUAUGUAGAUUGCCGAACCGAAAGAUAAAUUUAUUCUUGUUUUACCGCGCUACCUUGUUACUAAACUUAAGAUAUCGAAAAGAGCGUGCAUAAGAAUUUUUAAACCUUUAUGUGUUUGCUGUACAUGGAUAAUGUUAAAAACUUAUUUUAUGAACUAUCAUCGUGGUGCUAGAGGCCCGGCCAAUUAGCAUACGGCCCGCUAGGUGCAGCACGUGGCUCUUUCUGUUUUUAAGUGGUCAAAUUUCUCGCCGUGCUGAAUUUUAUGAAACUGACAACGCAAUGUAACAUUGGGAGCUAUGGCGUUUUUGAGCAACGCUUGUCAACAACAAGUGGACCUUAUGGAUUCUUGAGCUAUGGUUUUGCCCAAAUUCACCGGCAAAUUGUCUCCGAUAGAAAAAGACACUACGCAAUACAAAUUUGACAGGCGAUCACGUGCACAGAUCGUAUUUGAUCAGAUAUGGCUUUGGCUUCGUCAACAAGAGAUCUGGGUUCGAGAUAUCUUAAGCUUCCUAAUGAAAACGCAAAAGCGCGCAGAAAUGACUGAACUCCACUUCCAUUCUCUGUUCUCUGCCUUCCGUGAAGCUCGCUGUUAGAUCUGCGCGCGCCGUCGUGAAAGCCGUCGCGUUUUUAUUUCUAAAUCUGCGUGUUAUUUUCUUUUAGGGUUCCUUGUCAUAUUGUGCACCUUUCCUCAGCAAGCGCCUUGCCCAUGAUCAGGAAGGCGAGAAAGGAAGGAGUCCCUCUCACCAUAGAAACCACGCACCACUAUCUGUCGCUCCUAGCUGAGGAUGUCCCUGAUGGUGCCACUCAGUUCAAAUGCUGUCCGCCAGUCAGAGAUGCUGCAAACCAAGUACGCUCAAUUGUUUAACCCUUUAAGUCCCAAGAUCCAAAUACAAAUUCUCCAGACUUAUCUCCGUACAUUUCUUUUAAGAACAGUUAAGAGAAUUUGGCUUAAGAUCAAAGCAUUCUUCCUCUGGUAAUCAGUUUAAUAAUUCUCAUAACCUUUACUCUUGAUGAUCUGAUGUUGUUGUUAGUGCCACGUGCCACGCCCAUUCAACGACAGCAUCGAAAAUAAUGUCGUUUCAAACGCGACCAAAAGAGUCCCAUGAAUUGUGACAAGACGCCGAAAGGGCUUUUUCAGUCCUCAGGCAAUAGACUCUUCCACUGUUUUUUCAAGUUUCGAUAAAAACCAUUUACCGAUAUCCCGGCCUUAACACUGUUGAAAAGAGCACCUUAAAUUUAAGAAACUUACCAAGUUUAAAGCUGAGACCUGUAAGCGAGCAUACCAUACGAGCAGAAGUUUCUCAGUCUUGCAUGGCUUUUAGCGUUUACCAAUCGUUAAACCAACUACGCGGCAGACAAGCUUCAUAAACGCUCAAAGUUAUGCAAGAAAGAAUCCUAUGUUCGCAGGGAAAAGCGAGCAAAGAUAUUGCUCCCCAAAGUCGCGAAAUUUUUACCGACGUUUGUUGGCGGAAGGACAGACCAGUGGCCAACAUUUGUUCGUGCCAUAAAAACGUCUGUAAAUUUCGGCGCGGCUAUAUCUUCUUUAGUUUUCAACAAAUCACUUUCAAACUUGGCAUCUCUACUAAUUUUAAUGCGUUCUUUUUAGCCGUGUUGAUGGCUUUACGCUAAGUGAUCGCAGUCAAAAAUUGUAAAAAGAAACGUGGAAAGGGUCUGUUAAAUUAGCAAUUGCAUUUUUUUUUUUUUUUCUUCUUGUAAUGAUAUUUUUGCAUUUUCCCCUCCGCAACAGGAGGCUUUGUGGGAAGCUCUGAAGUCACGUGACAUUGACCUUGUAAUCUCGGACCAUUCCCCUUGCACUGUGGAUUUGAAGCUGUUGGACCGAGGAGAUUUUAUGGCGGCCUGGGGAGGAAUCGCUGGAGUACAAUAUGGUAGUUGAUUUAACAUGAGUGGCUACAAGCUACUGAGCAAAGAAAGGCAAUGUGCAUGUUUAGUAUAUCAUAGAUGAGAAAGACAGCCGACACGGAAGAAAUAAUCUGAGUGCUCCCAAUAGAGAGUCGACCAGCAAGCUACAGGUGACUCGUGUGAGCUAAGGCCACUGAACUACAAUCCUCGUCACAUUAAGUUGGGACACCCCGUGCUGUACCCAUAUUCCGACAAAAAGUUGUGCUCGUUCCCUCCCAGUAUUGAUUUUGCUUCUUCUGACAUGCCAACUCGCAAAAACCAACAUUGAGAGGGCAGAAAAUUCCACAACUGCCCCAACUAAAGUGACGAGUAUUGUGGGUUCAUGUGACAAACAUCUUACACACUGCUAGGACUAGCGUGUCGAUAUGUGCAAUGAUAGAACAGAAAUGUGAUUGUGAAUUUUAAGCCUGGUUAAUACAUGACAAAGAUGUAUUUUUAGUCAGUGACACAGGCGGGCGGCUCGGAAGAAACCUACCAAGCGUGGGACUGGGAAAAAGAAGAAGCGAACUAAACGAUGCUGCCCUCUUUUGGUUCUGCUCAUCAUUCCCCUUGCGUACACUUACGUUUUUAUAGCCCUAAAAAACUUUGCUCUUAACACCAAUCCUUGGGCUACUUCUUUUUUUGCUAAGAAAACUGGAGACUAUAGUAAGCAUCAAAACAAUUUCUUAAAUAUUCACCGACAAUUUUUUAAGUCCUGCGUUGUUUUCCCUAGGUUUAUCAAUAUUUUGGAGUCAGGCCAGCACGCGAGGGUUCUCUCUACAUGAUGUGGUUCGUUUGAUGUCUGAAGAGCCUGCCAAGCUGAGCCGCUUGAGUCAUCGUAAAGGAAAGAUCGCGGUGGGCAUGGAUGCUGACUUUGUUCUUUGGGAUCCCGAAGAAGCAGUUGUGGUAAAGGCGAAAUUUUUAAGUUUUCCUAUUUUUGAAUUAUGUUAACGUCUCUGUAAGUCCGUAAAGGUGAUUUUACACGGGACGAUUCGCAACCACGAUUUUUAGCGCAGCACAGCGUUGCAAUUUUGGAACCAUGUUGUAACUAUUCAAAACAAUGUGGCAACAAUGUCGCGCAAUAAAUCGUUGUUGCGAAUCGUUGUCGGGUAACAUUUCUAUUGUUCUCUCUUCAGCCGAAGGUACCGGGUUUGAUACCCGCUAUCGCCCCCCCUUUCCUCUACGAAUCCAUAGAUUCCUUUCCCCCCCUUUUUAAAGCCCAACAAUUUAAUAUUAAAAAAGUCCAUUAAUCAUUUCGAAAAUUAUUCGAUUACAAGCAAUAAAUUUGCAAGAAUUUAGUAAGUUACAGUCGAGAUCCGCGUUCGAUAGAUACUCGAUGACUUUUCAACCUUGCGUACACAGAGUGAAACAAACUUGUUACUGGGCUGUCUUUGGCAGACCCUGUCAUACUUUCGGUUUUCGGUCGUCUACGUAGAAAAACGAACACCCGGGGGACGGAAGACACGACGUCUAGGACUGAGAAAGGAUGUUCUCACAACUUGUUUGGAAUUAAAAGAACUAGUGGAACCCAGCUUUACUGAAAGUUUUUUACUUUAACCUCAGAUGGAGAGGUACUGGUUUCGAUACCCGUCAUCGCACAUAUUUUCUUCGACGAAUUUAACAGAUACUUUUUUCUUUUUUAUGGUUACUUGAGUAAAGAAUAUUCAUAGCCAGUAAGCACAUGUCCUCUGAGGGGACCAUUUUUCUCACCGCUAGGGGCUUAGCGGUGAGGAUCGAUAAGAGACGGCUGUAUUCGCAGGUUACUCAUCCCCUACCUGCUUGCACUUCUCAACUGAUACACGCGUCCAGAUCGCUUGACGCGCGCGUUCAGUUCGUGCAACACAGUCACCAGGUACGCGUGUUCAUCAAACCAAAAAACGAACAGAUUUACGCUGGCUCUUUUUUGUCUCUUUAGUUAUGUUUUGGUUGUAUUGGUUGUAUCUAAAGCUUUCAUUUUCAUUUCAGAUUGACCAGAAAAUAACUCGUCAUAAAAACAAGGUAUUUUAUAUCUUUUUAUAUUUUAUAUUUUUUGUCUAUUUAGUUUUAAGUGUAAAAAAACUCUGCAGCGAGAUGUUAGUUUUAGGGGUCGAGAUACCAGAAAUGUAGUCCACGUAUUCCUUCAUCCCGCACUCGCUCCUUUUUCACUAAAAUCCCGCAUCCCGUUAUUUUUUCGUCGCUUUCCCGAAUUCCUCUUCUGUUUCCAAAUACUGCAAUAAAAAAGAAAGAAAAACUAACAAGUACGCGUUUUAUCUCGUCGUUCCGAAACAUUUUUUAUUCCGCUUAUAUCACCCCCCAAUAUAAGCCCCCCCCGUUUAUAAGCCCACCCAACACCCCUUAUGAAGUUAUAUAAGCCCAGGGCUUUAAUGUGGGAUUUUAUAGUAUUGCGUUUUCCCGAAUCUCUCACUGUACUUUGGUCAAAUCCCGGAUCCCAAAAAUACCCUUCCAGCCCCGGGGGAUCAGAGCUCCAAACUGAUCCGGGAUUGGGUUAAUAUUUGUUGGGUACGUGUCGCUGGCCUCUGAGAGCCUCUACCCCAUUAUAGUCUAUUCUGUGGCCAAAUAUAGACCCGAUCUUAGUCACUUUUGGGAAAAUGUAAUUUUGGCGAUCCCAACUUAGUAACUUUCUGUUUAUGCAUCUAAUUAAUAAGGUCUUUCAACUUGCAUGGGUCAUCUUGAAAUGAAUUGACUCAUUGGUUAAACUUAAUAAAGUAAGAAUCUUUCCAUUUUUAAAUCCCUACCUCCCUGAAUUUUCUGAUCCCCCAAUCCCGAAAAUGUGCGAUCCCGUUCAUUAUAGUCAAUCCAGCCGUGAAAAGGUGACCCCAUCCAGCGGCACAUCCCCAUUAGCCUAUUACUAGGAAGUACCCCCCUACCCAGGAAACAGAUGGACCAGUUGACUUGAAAAAUUGUUUAUCAAGUGGUUAGCAUUUUAUUUCCCGUCUUGUUUCUCAGGUAACUCCAUACCACAACAUGAAAUUACGGGGAGUCGUCCACAAGACCAUACUACGAGGAAACGUAGUUUAUGAACGGGACAGAGUCUGCGAUCAUCCCGCGGGACAACUGCUUCUUGAAACGGAACAUGGAAGUGCAACGUCGAAAAUUUAGAUAACAGUGAAUGAGUUUUGAUAAAGUUUUAAGAGUGAAUUCGAGUGUGGUUGGGUUACUUUCUGUAGUGACUAUGAGUCUGUCUUCGCGUUUCCGUGAUUUUUCGAGAUAUGGUCAUAAUUUGUCUAGCAAACUGGU